Molecule: messenger RNA, 426 nt
Organism: Dujonia railenensis
Lineage: Eukaryota; Fungi; Ascomycota; Pichiomycetes; Serinales; Debaryomycetaceae
Source: the annotation of a GenBank genome assembly
AUGGCGUUAAGAAUGGAUUCCUUGAAAUAUGAUCUGUACAUCAUUUUCCCAAUUGGGCAGCAACACAUUUUUGCAGCAGGUAUAUUCUCAAAAGCGCUCCAAGGGAACACAGUUCCCCGUUUAAUCCUGCUGUUCCUUUCCCUUUUUUAUCUUCCUGAGUAUUGCUAUAUAUCCCCAAUACGCCCUACUCAAAACAAGCGCUUGAAAUAUCCCAACGUACUUUACCUCUUGUCUAUCGUUCCCCCAAAACAUACCAUGAAAUGGUCUGCCACAUAUCCUGCAUCCGGAUCACGUCAAGCGCCUGCAUUAUGUCAAUUGAUCCUGCACCCAAAUAUCCAAAGCCUUUCCCACAGUGCUCCGGGUAACACCACAGUAAAAAAAAUCAGUUUUGUGUCACUGAAAAAUUUUCUUUUAGCGUCUCACUGA